Messenger RNA from Nothobranchius furzeri (turquoise killifish), 1752 nucleotides. Its product is annotated as probable serine/threonine-protein kinase DDB_G0281745. Gene Ontology annotation, biological process: protein phosphorylation. The record is from RefSeq and is a predicted model, not a curated record. Gene Ontology annotation, molecular function: ATP binding; protein kinase activity. NCBI's taxonomy places the organism in Eukaryota, Metazoa, Chordata, Actinopteri, Cyprinodontiformes, Nothobranchiidae.
AUAUUCAUGUCCUGGUCAAGUGGGCGGGGUUAAACUGGUCUUUUUAUAGUGGGCCUUAUUAUGUGUCUUUUAUAUGGCUCUUGUUAAGGCUUCUGGAAUUUUUUGAGCCCAAACAAAAUUUUCUUAACUUUAUAGAGGCUAAAAGAUCAGUUUCCAAUUGUAAAUAAACCCCAUUCUAGUGCAUCUUUUACACGUCUCAGGUCCAUUCGUGAUUGAGCGACUUUUGUUCAAGACUAGGAAGAUUUUACAGCAUCCAAAUGGCGUUCUCCAAAAGCACACUUGCAGAAGGCUCCUAUGAGAAGGUGUACAUAGAAAUGUACAAUAACAACUGGGCAGCAGUCAAAAAGGUCCCCCGUCUUCUUGUCAGCAGGGAGGACGUGGAGAGAGAAUGUAAAGUAUACAACAAAGCAAAGCAUCCCAACAUUGUCCAGCUUCUGGGUAAUAUAAGUAUCAGAGAAGAAAUGUGGAUUAUUCCAUUGGAGUAUAUCUACGGAGAGAAUUUGGAGCAAAUCAUCUUUAAUGCUACAGUGUCUAAGAUACAGUUGACUUCAUCAGUCAGAGCUACAGUCAUCAUAGGCAUGUGUGAAGGCCUGCUUCAUCUUCACUCCAAAGACAUCGUUCAUCAAGAUCUCAAGCCUGAUAACAUCAUGGUGGAAUAUAACACACACAGAGCAGUGAUCAUUGACCUGGGACUCGCCAAGUUCUUCAAACUAGGACUGAACUCUGCAGCAAACUUGGGGAAUGAUGCCUAUUCGGCCCCCGAAGUGCUUCUUGGAUACAGCCAGCGGAGUCAUUGCUCAGAUGUUUGGGCCAUGGGGAAAAUAAUAGCAGAGCUCCACACUAGAGUUCGUCUUCCCACGUCCAGCCUCUGUCCCACCACGAUAAGGAUGUUGCUGAAACAUCAGCCCUUCAGCAGUGCUGUGUGUAGGAUGGUGGAACCAAAUUCUUCUCAGAGGACCUCCAUGUCUGGGGUAAUAGAUGAUAUUCGCUGUGCCGGGGGAGCAGGAUCUAGCGGUCCAGUAUCUCCAAUAACCAAGGCUGUACAGCUCAGCCAAUCAUCAUCCACGCUGGCGGUCAGAGGAAAUGUCACGCAGGGAUUGAUGAAAAUGAAUCAGCACCAAGAAAUUACUAAUAAUGCUCCCUUCAACCUGCCAACCACUGGGAGGGUGGUGAUGAACGAUUAUGAGGCGAAAAGUGAAAAAGGUGGAAGAUGGAAGCGGACAGAAGUGACAACUCGAGAUGGAAAGAUCGUUAAAUAUAAAGAUGUCCAGUUUGAUUUUGAUUAAGACUCCAUAAACAAGCUAAAACCAAUCAUGCUGGUUUAAUGGUUUGUCUGUGCUUCACUAAAUACUAUGCUAAUUACUGCAUAUUAUUACAACAAUCCACUUAUCAUAAAAGUGUAAUUAAGGCCAUUUUUAUUGUUGUUUCUCUUUUGAAAAAGCUUGCUUUGUGUUUCUUUAAUUUAUUCAUAUUUCAUAUUUUAAUCAUAAUUAUUUUGAUGAUCUCACCUUAUAUUCACAAACUAUAAUGCAUGUAAACUAUAACAAAGGCAAAUAAAAAUAAAAUAAAAUCUAAAUGAUUAAGCUAUGUUUAUUAGAACAUUUACAUCAGACUUUCAUUUGAGCAUUUAUUUCAUGUUUUAAAUGAAAAGUUUUACAUUCUUCUGUAGUUUCAUGUUUUUUUUUUAAUUUUAUUCUUGUUAUGGACAUAUCCCUUGUCUGAAAUAAAGUUUGAUUGAUUGAUUGAAGUAAA